Messenger RNA from Cimex lectularius (bed bug), 1134 nucleotides. RefSeq names its product mediator of RNA polymerase II transcription subunit 27 (gene MED27). Gene Ontology annotation, cellular component: mediator complex. NCBI's taxonomy places the organism in Eukaryota, Metazoa, Arthropoda, Insecta, Hemiptera, Cimicidae. The transcript is spliced from 7 exons. Bases 132 to 1046 code for a protein of 304 amino acids. Gene Ontology annotation, biological process: regulation of transcription by RNA polymerase II. The record is from RefSeq and is a predicted model, not a curated record. Gene Ontology annotation, molecular function: transcription coactivator activity.
AUCUACAGCAAUCCCACAACUGUUAUAGUGCAACCAAACGUUCUCCGGUUUGGAAAUAGUUUUGACUAUGACCCAUGAGAUAGUUCUGCGUACCUUUGACUUCUAAUUCCAGCAACGUUCGAUCGAAAUUUAUGGAUUUGGCUGGUCGAGAUAUGCAUCCAAAAAUGAUGGACAACCUCUACACCGCUUUGAGCUCUAUCAAAGUUUUAAGAUGCACAGUUGGUCAGAUAUUCAGUGCUUUGGCGAAUGGAGUGAGGGCUGAUCAUUUUUCAGGGGAGGAAAACAAAGAGGCCAAAUUUGUAGCAGAGAUUGAUGAUUUGCUCAACGCCAUCAGCCAGCAAUUAAGGGAAGUAGAUCAAGCCGUGGCAAAUCUCCAGCAGCCGACAGGUCCGUUCACCUUAGGAAACACUUCUUUUCUGAGUCAAGAAUGCACUUUAGAAAGGCAAGGGUUGUAUGGGCGGCUCGUACUUAGCUAUAAGUGGACCGAUAAGAUUCACGAAUACAGUGCUCAAGCAGCGACGCUUCUGAGUCAAAACUCGCUGAAAAGGACCUAUUAUUCUGGAAGCACGAAGCGAAGAAGGCCUCUGAGCUCGCACAAUGUACCACCACAAAAUGUUGACUCUUUGCUUUCGGCAAUCGACAGGCAAUAUUCAGACAUGAAUUUUUCAAUUUCAAGGCCUUUUGCUUCUAACGCUGUCGUCCAGAUUCAAUUGGGAAGAGUUCUGCAGGCAGCGGUUGCUUUCAAAGGGCUUAUGAUAGAGUGGGUCGUCGUAAAAGCAACUGGCGAAACGAUCGACUUGUGGACCGAAUCGAGGCAUAAAGUGUUCAGAAAGAUAACGGAAAACUGUCACGCUGCCAUGUUACAUUUCUCGUCACCCACCCUACCCGAAAUUGCCGUUAGAUCUUUUAUGACUUGGUUCCACAGCCACAUAACUCUUUUUAGCGAUACUUGCAAAAGAUGUGGAAAUCAUUUACACUGCGCAUUACCGCCGACUUGGAGGGAUUUCAGAUCUCUGGAGCCAUUCCAUGAAGAGUGUAAAUCAUAAGUAAGAAACGUAACACAAAACCGUUUGUAAAUAUUAACUUUUUUAAUAUUUGCUACAUAAUAUUUGUAUUUUUGUACAUAAUAUAAAA